Molecule: messenger RNA, 1379 nt
Organism: Mytilus trossulus (common blue mussel)
Lineage: Eukaryota; Metazoa; Mollusca; Bivalvia; Mytilida; Mytilidae
Product: plasminogen-like
Exons: 6
Coding region: 59-1324 (421 amino acids)
Molecular function (GO): protein binding
Source: RefSeq, a predicted model, not a curated record
AAUUGAUGGAACAUUACACGUGGAUAAGGAAGGUUUAUAACAUUCACUCUGCGUGGACAUGAGUGUUACAUUUUUUGUUCAUCUUCUUUUGUUAACAGUGAUAUCAGCAGAAGAUUGCAAGGUAGAUCAGUAUGGCGAAAGCUACGAGGGUCAAAUUAAUACAACAAUUUCUGGACGUACCUGUCAAAGCUGGAAACUACAAAGUCCCCAUACGCACGAACGCGAUCCCUUCGAUCAUAAUUAUUGUAGAAACCCAUCAAAGGAUUAUCCAGGACCAUGGUGUUACACAACAGACACUCGUGUUCGAACGGAGUACUGCCCUGUCUACUUGUGUGGAACAAAUUGCAGUAAGGGAUUUUUCCGUUGUAAAGAUGGGAAAUGUAUAAUAGAUUAUUGGCAAUGUAAUGGAAUUGCUGAUUGUGCUGAAGCUGAAGAUGAAAGUUUGUGUGAUCAAAUGCCAGAGUGCCUAGAAGAUGGAAACAGUGUUUUGUACAGAGGUAAAAGAAACGUUACAGCUUCUGGAAUUCCAUGCCAGUAUUGGUCGUCAACAUCCCCACAUUCUCACACCUACCAGUUCAAUGCUGAAAACUAUUGUAGAAAUUCAGAUAGAACAACUUUACAAGCUUGGUGUUACACUCAAGAUGUAUCUGUUCGAUGGGAAUACUGUGAUAUACCUGUUUGUCCUUAUGUGACUACUGUGUCACAACCUGAAACCUCUACUGUGUCACAACCUGUAACAUCUACUGAGUCAAAACUUGUAACCUCUACCGUGUCACAGCCUGUAACCUCUACUGUGUCGCAACCUGUAACAUCUACUGUGUCACAGCCUGUAACCUCUACUGUGUCGCAAUCUGUAACAUCUACUGUGUCACAACCUGAAAUAUCUACUGAGUCACAAAUUGUAACCUCUACUGUGUCACAACUUGUAACCUCUACGGUGUCACAACCUAUAACCUCUGCUGAGAAGACUAGAGUGUUUACAACUAUAACAAAUGCACAAACAUCAAUUACGGAACCGUCAUCAGAAUCCUUUAGAUCAACAGAAACAACUACCAUUGGAGGUGCAACCGAGGCAAAUUGUACCUGCUUAUGCCAGAACUUCUCACAAUUCAAUUCCACUACACUGGAUUUAGAAUUAAGAUUAGCUGAACUUAAUAGAAUUCUUCGUGUCGAUAAACAUUCGACCAAAUUGAACAAAAGAAUGAAAACCAGCGCGGUAGACAACCGUGUUUCUGCAAAAUCUCUUGGUUGUAUCAGUGUAACUAUUUUGAUAGGUGUGGUCUUAUUUAUUGUAUUUCUUGACAUAUCACCUAAACCAUUAUAGUGUCAGCACCAUCACUCUCAUCCUAUCUAUAUUCAAUGCAAAAAAAAUAUUAUGU